AUGGCUGGCAUAGACUUGGGCUCAGCAUCCCACUUUGUCCCUCACCAGCUCCACCACCGCCCCGACCUCCACCUCCAGAUUCCCCCCGACUCCGACGACGACGCAGCCCCCGGCCCCAUCUCCGGCACCACCACCACCCAUGGCCAGGCAGCUCUCGACUUGGUCACUCCCAGCUCGGGAUCAGGGGCCGGAGGCGACAUGGGUCGCCGGUCCCGAGGCCGCCCUCCUGGGUCCAAAAACAAGCCCAAGCCCCCCGUGAUCAUAACCCGGGAGAGCGCCAACGCCCUCCGCGCCCACAUCCUCGAGGUGGGCAGCGGGUGCGACGUCUUCGACGCGGUGGCCGCCUAUGCACGGAAGCGGCAACGGGGGAUCUGCGUGCUCAGCGGGAGCGGCGCGGUGACUAACGUGAGCCUGAGGCAGCCUGCGGCGGCGGGAGCGGUGGUGACGCUGCACGGGCGGUUCGAGAUACUAUCCCUGUCGGGGUCGUUCCUUCCGCCUCCCGCCCCGCCCGGUGCAACCAACCUGACGGUGUACCUGGCAGGCGGCCAGGGACAGGUGGUGGGAGGGAAUGUUGUGGGCGCUUUGGUGGCAUCCGGGCCGGUCAUCGUCAUCGCUUCCUCGUUUACGAACAUAGCAUACGAGCGGCUGCCGUUGGACGAGGAGGAGCCACCGGUUUCGGGGAGCAGCGGAGGCGGCAGCGGCAGUGGAGGACUUAACAACCCGUUUCCGGACCCGUCUUCGGGGCUGCCGUUCUUCAAUCAGCUGCCAGCGAGCAUGCCGAGCUCGCAGUUACCGGGCGGCGAGGGGGGGUGGCCAGUGAACUCAGGCGGUGGACGGCCUCCGACUUAUUGA
Malania oleifera is the source of this 852-nucleotide messenger RNA. Its product is annotated as AT-hook motif nuclear-localized protein 23-like. Gene Ontology annotation, molecular function: minor groove of adenine-thymine-rich DNA binding; DNA-binding transcription factor activity. Lineage: Eukaryota; Viridiplantae; Streptophyta; Magnoliopsida; Santalales; Ximeniaceae. Bases 1 to 852 code for a protein of 283 amino acids. Gene Ontology annotation, cellular component: nucleus. The transcript has a single exon. The record is from RefSeq and is a predicted model, not a curated record.